UCUCAUUUUAAUCGAUUUUAAAUCAUGAACAAAUCGAUUAUUACCUGCUUCAGGUAACAUAGGUUUACAUGGGCUUUUCCAAGUCCUAAACUUUCCUGGGAGAAAAGUUUAGGACUUAGAUAAGUUGUGGACUUUACCAAGAGUCCAGACAGAUUGCCCUUCGAGGUGCUAUGCGGUGACCUUUUACAAAGUUCAUUUUACUCUGUAGUCAUCACCGUAAAGUGAGUUACUCGAGUAAUCAAUUAAAGAACUUUUACUAGCAAAUGGAGGCCACGACAUUCUUUCUGUCCUUACACAUACCGUUUCUGCAAAAUGGAUCAUAAAAAAUUGAUUAAAAUCGAUUCCUAGAGUGUGGGUGGUGUGGGUGUAGGUGGUGUGGGUGGUGUGGGUGUAGGUGGUGUGGGUGGGUAUGGGUGUGGGUGGGUGUGGGGUGUGGGUGGGUAUGGGUGUGCGUAUGAGUGUGGAUAGAUCAUUUCUAUACCUACAUCCACACCCACACCCCACCCAAACCCACACCCACACCCUUAAUGUAAGUUCAUAUAUGUUUUAAUAAUUGACAAGUAGAACUUGUAUUUUUGUUAAUAUUGAAUAUUCAACAUAAGUGUAGAAAAAAAAGGUUAUCAAAAGAAUUUUAAACUUUAUUAUACAGAACUCUAAGUUAAGAGAAACUCAAACUCGUUGCUAAAUUAUUAAUUUCAUCAAACAAAAAAUCUAGUGUUUCUCUGACUUUGAUUUGAUAUAUAAUGCAUGCAAACAAACUAUCUUAUUUCAUAUAGAUAAAAGAUUAAAUCAAUAAUUUCAAAUAUAUUCUAAUUACUUCUUGCAUUCUAUUAAUGAAGUGUAAAAUAUGAGAAAUAUUUGCUAUCAAUCAGAAAAUGAGAUUGAACGCUUUCUUCACUAGCAUUCACUUUCGAUUUAAAAAAUAUAUAUAAUUUAGAGUUUAUUCGAUAGUUUAUUUUCUCGUCAUGGUCUUCAUUUAAUAUCAUCAUUGCAAGUUCUAAUUGAAAUGUAUGUUCAUUGGUUAACAACAAAUUCAAAUAAUUUAUGUAUUCAAUUAAAAUUUGAAUUAAUACAUUCAUUUAUAUAUAUAUCAUUAAUAAGUUAUAAUUUAUGUAAAUCUGGUAUAUUACUUGAAAAAACAACAAAAGAAAAUAAUCAAUUAUAUAUACGUUUAAUUGAACACAAUUUUAAAUUAACUAAAAUUCAUGCAUAUGCAUCAUGUUUAUUUUUACUUGAAAGUCAUUAA
This is a messenger RNA of Rotaria sordida, 1246 nucleotides long. The record is from the annotation of a GenBank genome assembly. NCBI's taxonomy places the organism in Eukaryota, Metazoa, Rotifera, Eurotatoria, Philodinida, Philodinidae.